AUGUAUAGAAAUUAUGACGAUUUUGACUCAAAGAGUUUGGCCUCCAAUCCAUACCUGAUUCAAGUGAACCAUCAAAUCGACCGCAAGAGACCAGAUGUGACACAAUUUCACAAGAGUUGGCUUCACUUAAGUAGCCACCGAUUGUCACCAGAAGUGGUUCCGUUCCUAUUGUCAGACAUCGGCGAAGGUAUCGGCGAAGUGACUGUUAAGGAGUGGUACGUGAAAGUCGGCGAUACUGUCCGUCAGUUCGACAGUAUAUGCGAAGUACAGAGCGAUAAGGCGUCGGUCACUAUCACCAGUCGAUACGAUGGUGUGAUCCGAUACAUCCAUUACGAAGUCGAUGGCAUCGCAAAAGUGGGCAAACCAUUGGUCGACAUCGAAAUGGCGGCCAAUAAUGAUGAACAAAUGGACGCCGUUUUGGACGACGAGACCGACAAAUCGUCACACAUUUCUCAGACCACGACUCAAGACAUAUCAUUUCAAACAACAGACAAAGUAUUGACAACUCCUGCCGUUAGAAGACUCGCAAACGAACACAACAUUAGACUGAAUGAAAUUUCGGGCACCGGAAGGGAUGGACGCGUUCUCAAGGAGGAUGUCUUGAGUUAUAUCGAGAAUAUCAACAAAAAGGGUAUUGUGUCUAAUGAGGAAAAGGUUGCGCAAAGUGUGGCAAUCGAUUCCCACAGAACUCAACCGAAAUCACCGGUUAAACCGAAACUCAAGGACUCAAUGAUCUUAAACGACAGAACGGAACCGCUUAAAGGGGUCGUAAAAGCGAUGUCAAAGACUAUGACUCAAGCCUUGAAUAUUCCUCACUUGGGUUUGGGUGAAGAGAUUGAUGUCUCAGAAUUGGUUCACUUGAGGGCACAACUCAAACAGGUGUCCAAAGAGCGAAACAUAUCGAUAUCUUAUAUGCCGUUCUUCAUUAAAGCCGUGUCAAUGGCUUUACACGAGUACCCAAUCCUUAACUCUUCAGUGGACGACAAGUGCGAAAACAUAACGUAUAAGACGUCCCAUAAUAUCGGUUUAGCGAUGGAUACAAAACAAGGGCUUUUGGUGCCAAACAUUAAGAAUGUGCAAAAUCUGACCGUUUUAGAGGUCGCGGAAGAGUUGAAUCGUUUGCAACAAAUCGGAGCUAAGAAUCUCUUGAGUGGCGAAGACCUAUCCAACGGAACCUUCACUCUCUCUAAUAUAGGAUCCAUCGGUGGAGUCUUUGGCAUACCUGUGAUAUUACCACCAGAAGUGGCGAUCGGAGCGCUGGGAGGUAUUAAAGUGGUGCCAAAGUUUGGUAGCGAUGAGAAGACUAUAGUGAAGGCACAGACAAUGACAGUGGUCUGGAGGGCUGAUCAUAGAGUGAUCGACGGCGCGACAAUGUGUCGCUUCUCCACACUCUGGAAGCAAUAUAUAGAAAAUCCUUCCCUAAUGUUAUUGCAUUUGAAAUGAAUAUUUGGUUUCUACUAAUUUUGUUGACAAUUUAUUAACCAAUUAUUUUUUGAUACGUUAUAUUAAAAACAGUUUUUAUAUUAGUUUAAUAAAUAACACA
Molecule: messenger RNA, 1543 nt
Organism: Medioppia subpectinata
Lineage: Eukaryota; Metazoa; Arthropoda; Arachnida; Sarcoptiformes; Oppiidae
Source: the annotation of a GenBank genome assembly